AUGAUACUCAAGAUGCAAAACCAGAUUGAAGGAUUAAUGAAGCAUGUUAAGGCACAAACCCCUGCCACGGUAGAGGAAUUGGUGCAAAACACAGAUUUACCUUUCACACCUGAAGUAAUGAGACGCCCUCUUCCAAGGAAGUUUAAGAUGCCCCAAUUGGAAACAUUCAAUGGUUCUACGGACCCGUUGGAUCAUCUUGAGACGUACAAGUCCCUGAUGCACUUACAAGCAGUGCCGGAUGAAGUAAUGUGUCGGGCAUUCCCAGUUACCCUCAAGGGAAGUGCCCGAGCAUGGUUCAACAAGCUCCCACCAGGAAGUAUACACAGCUUUAAAGAACUUAGCACAAGCUUUGUAAGUUACUUCAUUGCUGGUCAACGCUACGGCAAACCAGCAACGCAUCUCCUGACAGUAAAACAAGAGAGAUGGGAAUCGUUGAGAGAAUAUACCACAAGGUUUAAUAAAGAGGUGGUCCAAAUAGAUGAAGCUGACGACAACGUGAGCAUAACUGCUUAUAUUGCUGGGUUAUAUUCAGGGCAAUUCCUAUAUCUUGUGUCUCAAGAACCGCCAAAAACCAUGGCAGAGCUCAUGCUCAGAGCUCAGAAGCAUAUGAACGCAGAAGAGGCUGUUGGUGAAUUCUCCCUAACAAACAAAAGGAGGCAAGAAGCUGUCCGCAAAACAGGGGGAGAACCUAGGAAUAAAAAGGUGGACUCAAGAUCAUCCUCAAAAAGAGGAUCAACUGGAGGACCUCCCCAAGGAAAAUACAAACAGUUUACCCCACUCAUAGCCACGGCAGAGCAAAUCCUCAGCAAUCUACAAGACGAUCCAGACCUCAAGUGGCCGGGAAAGCUGAGGUCCGAUCCUAGCAGGAGAGCUAAGGAUAAAUACUGUAGGUUUCACAGAGACCAUGGACAUAAUACAGAUGAUUGCAUUGACUUGAAACAGCAGAUCGAGGAUUUAAUUCAAAGAGGGAGACUUCAGCGUUUCGUAACAAAGAAGCACCAGAAGCAACCUAGAAAGGAAGAUGCAAACAAAAAGCGAAGGGACGGAGCUCCACCUCGGUCCGGCCCCAUUGGGGAGAUCAAGGUCAUCCAUGGAGGAUUUGCUGGAGGUGGAGAGUCCAGCCAUGCAAGAAAGGCCCACCUAAGAAAAUUGCGAACGGAGGAAUAUUUGGAGGUCAACACGAUCGACCACCCAAGCAAGAUCCAGAAAAAAGAGGAGAUACCCAUAAUCUUCUCAGAAGAAGACCUCAAAGGAAUCCAGAUUCCCCAUGGUGACCCCCUGGUCAUAACCAUUGUCAUAGCAAAUUACCUCACACGAAGAGUAUUGAUCGAUAGCGGAAGUUCAGCUGAUAUACUCUAUCUUCAUGCAUAUGACCAGUUAAAAGUCGGACGAGAAAGGCUAAGGCCUAUGGUGUCACCACUAGUUGGGUUUACAGGUACACCUGUUUACCCAGCUAGUCAGAUAGCACUACCGAUUACUAUGGGAGAGGAGAAAAGCCAGAUUACACGUAUGAUUGAUUUCAUAGUAGUCGACUGUCCCUCAGCAUAUAACGCAAUCUUAGGAAGGACUACUUUGAACAAGAUUGGAGCAAUAAUCUCCACUCACCAUUUGAUGAUAAAAUUCCCAACAUCAGAUGGAGAUCAGAAAGCAGCACGGGAAUGCUAUGUUACCUCACUCAGAGGAGCUAACAUUACCAUGAAUAUAGAGAGUCUCGACACUCGAGAUGAAGAGAAACUCCAACAUGGAGAGCCCGUGGAAGAGCUUAUAGAAGAAUUCCUGGAGCCACGACAAUCAGGGAAGACAAUGAGGAUUGGAACAGGGUUGAAUACGAUUGCAAAAUCAGAGCUGCUGCAAUUCUUAAGGAAGAAUAAAGACAUUUUUGCGUGGUCCCAUGAAGAUAUCCCCAGAAUUGACCUAAGGGUCAUAUCUCACAAACUGAAUGUCGACCCCACUGUACGUCCAGUCAAGCAGAAGAAAAGAGCCAUUGCUCCAGAAUGA
Messenger RNA from Rhododendron vialii, 1998 nucleotides. RefSeq lists its product as uncharacterized. The transcript has 2 exons. The record is from RefSeq and is a predicted model, not a curated record. Bases 1 to 1998 code for a protein of 665 amino acids. NCBI's taxonomy places the organism in Eukaryota, Viridiplantae, Streptophyta, Magnoliopsida, Ericales, Ericaceae.